This is a messenger RNA of Rhagoletis zephyria (snowberry fruit fly), 6904 nucleotides long. RefSeq names its product RCC1 and BTB domain containing protein claret (gene ca). The record is from RefSeq and is a predicted model, not a curated record. NCBI's taxonomy places the organism in Eukaryota, Metazoa, Arthropoda, Insecta, Diptera, Tephritidae.
GAAAAAGGGAAGCACAAGCAGCAGUGAAAAAAAUAUUCUCCCAUUAUCGUAUGCAGCGCUAGCAUAGCCCACCGCCCCCGUAGCAAUUGUAGACGGGAUGUCUGCGUUACUACAGGAAUUAGAAAUCUUUCAGCUGCGCCCGCUGAUCACUAAUUUUAGUUGCAAAUUAUCCACAGUGAGCGAGUACGAUGUUCGCAAACAAUUACUGUGUCUCGUCUCUGAAGAAAAUGAUAUUGUGCUGCGCUACACAAGUGAAGGCGGACAGGAAGUGCUUAAAUUGAUUUCCUGGUUUCGACGCACCAAUCGGGUAGUGCAUGACGUUUGCUUUGAUCCCUCCGGCACUUGGCUGUUGGUACUGUGCUUCGAUAACACACUGCACAUUGUGCCUGCACUCGCUGUGGUUGACAAAACAUUCAUGGAGCCAACGAAUUCAGCGCAUCCGCCGCAGCAGCCAUACAGCACAACACAAAUUACCUCAUACAUUAUCCCAUUUGUUGGACCACACGAGUGUCCUAAUUCAAAAAAGUGCCCUAACCAGGCCACAUUCAAUGAGAAAACAGUAAAACCGCAAUCUCCAUCACCACCCGUAAUGCCUACGGAUAGCGACGAGCAGGGAAAAAGCCUUGCAGUGGCUGUGCAGCCAGCAGAGGGCGAAAAACUUUCAGAUUCACGGGAAAGUAUCGUACAGGCGUCACAAUUACUCGUUGAAGUUGAGGUGAAUAUCGCACCUAAACUGCCAGUCGAUGCGAAUCUCGAAGCUUAUAGCCAUGAUGUGCCCGCUAGCAUGCUUGCGCCCAGCGCACCACCUAAUGUCAGUGAAGAUAAGACGGGUAAUGCACAAGUCAUGGCUACUUCCUUUAUGGCAUCGGUAACUUGUCCAUAUCCACUGGCGGUUGUAUGGUGGCAAACUAUUGAUGGCGUAAAUCGCGCUGUUAUUGGCUAUUCGGACGGUUCCAUAUGUUUUGUUGGUUUGAGUCCCAAUUGUCCUUUUGUCGCGAGUACCGCAAUCGAAACGGGGUCCAUAGUAAAGCUGCUUAUUUGCAAAGACAGCACUUUCGAGAGUGUUAUGUUACUGAUUACUUCCUCUCUGAAGCAGCAAUUUAAGUUGCUACUGGAACAAAAGGCCAUUAAAUACAUCUAUCCCGGCGAGCUGUCACCCAGCACCGUGCACGGCCGGGACAGUGAUUGGCAAAUCGUUAUGCCACUAAAAACGCAAAGUAACUGCUCUGAUCCGGCAUCGGACAACAGCCAGUUGGAUGAAGAUGUAUUUCUAAAAAACGAUGAAGUUCCGAGCACAUCAAAUGGUGUCCAACUGCGACGUUCGGGCUUGAUUUCUGGUGCUCAUAUGCAAAUGCCGAAGACAGCAGUUCCACCACCGCCACCACCUUACACAGUGGCUAUAAAUCGGCACUUAGACACGGCAACCACAACAAGCAUAUCUGCAUUAGGUGGAAACAAUGCGGGUACGACGAAUAGCAGCACCAGCAUUUCCUCUACUACAGCCAUUGGCAAUGGAAACUCUGCGACGGGUGUACGUUUCACACAACAACAGCUGCCUGAAUUGGACGAUGUGAAUGCGCGUGCUGGCAUUUUGCCAGCGGCACGUGCGCGUCUAGCCUCUUUGAAGAGCCUAGGCACAAAAAAGCUUAAUGCCAUCAAAAUGCGUCUUUCCGAUAAUCGGCAAAAACUUGAAGACUACAUGCCUGAAAAUACUCUUGGCAAUUUCGCUAUUAUGGAUUCACCAUCACUCACACCCGAAGUGCUUAACAACUCCAGUGGUUCCUUUUACACCAUACAGAAUCUGCGAAGCACCUAUCUGCUAAGCGCGCUGCACAGUCACACAAACAGUCUGACUGUUCAUAGCAUUGAUAUUAGUUUGAAGCCACUGUUUUUAUAUAAAAUCCCGAAGAAUUGUUUCGAUAUACUAAUAAGCUCAAAUUUGCUCUACACUAUUCAAUAUGUUGAUAUAAAUGCCCAUAAUCCAAAGGAAACCAUAUCUCAGAACAUCGAAAAGAAUACAGAAAAGGAGAAUCGCGACACAGAUGUUGAAAAAGAAGAUAACUAUGCCGAGAAAGUGGCCAAUGUGAGCGACGUGAGUGAAGAUUUUGACUCGCUGCUUGCUGGCAUGAAUAUAGCAGCCUCAUAUAGUGCAGAUACUAGUGCGACCACAAGUGGGCCAUCCAGCAGCGACAGUUUGUCGCCGAGCAAUGCAGUGAAUGCGGUAGGAGUGAUCAGCAGUGCAAUGGCUUCAUUGCGUACUGGCGAUGAGGAUCGAUUCAACACCUCCUCCCAGUUGACUGUUUUUCGCUUUGAAAAUGAAACUGUGCUUAAUCUCUAUCAAAUGGCGACCUAUCAUACUAGCGAUCUAAGUGAAGUCAUAUCAAAGGAGGAUAAAGCUAAAGCAUUUGAUUUCAAGGACAUCCGCUCACCCAUGGAUUACGUGCAGUUCUAUGAGAACGCAGAUGUCAAAGAGGAGUACUCAUUGCGUCAAAUGGAAAUUAUGAAGCAUGAAUUUCCAAAAAUCAACUAUGAUCCCUGCUAUGUGGUCACCAACAAAAAUGUUUACUACAUAGAAUUAAAAAAAGAGCCGUUUGCCAUCUUCCUGGACUCUGCUUUAGCCGGUGAAUGGACACAAUGUCGUGAAUUCUGCAACACCUUUGAUCUCGCUUACGAAGCGUGCGUAGAAUUUGCGGGUGAUUAUCUACUGCGUCGCAAGAAGGUCACACAAGCGCUCGUCACCUAUAAUUCAGCACGAAUUAAACCCAUCCGUACAGCUCUCAAGUUAGCCAUGUUCGGACAAACAUGUGCACUAAUGCAUCUCUGUGCUAUGGCGCUGAAAACGACAUAUCUGCUCAAGUCGAAAUAUUUUUGCAGUCCCAUAAUAAAAACGGUGCUUAAAGAUAUUACAUAUCGCCAUUCGGAGGAUGUGCGCUCCGUACUGCCAUUCUCGAAAAGCACAAAUCUCUUAAAUGUGGUGAAUGAGGGGCAAUCAGCGGGUGAUUACACAUAUGGAGUGGAUGAUUCGCUUAGUAAUUUACAAAUGUCACCAUCAUCACAAUUUCAUUUGGCCAAUUUAUUGUUAAUAACACUGGCGGAACGCGCCGUGAAUGAUAAAAAUUACUUACCACUAUGGAAUUUCUUGGUAACCAACACAAAAUACCACACGAAUAUGACGAGCAUUGUACUUUGUCAAAGCGGGCUCUUCUCUUCUGCGCUUAUUUUGGCGAAGACGCGAGGCGUUUGUAUAGACACAUUUCUGGCGUUGACCAGCGUUGUUGGACAGGAGUUCGGCUGGUAUACAGAGAUGAAUGUGUGCUUGUAUAAUUUGAGUGAACUAAUGUUCGCUGAAACAAUCACCUAUUUGCCGCAGGUGGCCGUGGACUAUUUUGGUUUUAUUCAAGAGAAACUUCCGAAUAUACGACAUUGUGUACUUAAGCGCUUAGAACAACAACUCAACCCUUUUUCUGCCGUACUUCGUCCAGUGGUUUCGCACACUUCCUCCGGUCACUUAGAGCUCAAUAUAAAUGACAAUAAAACAUUUUUAUUUGAUUUUUGUAAAAAUCUAAUUGAGACAUAUUUAGCAGUUCUCAUAUACAUGGAAUCUCAACGUUCAAAGAGCGAGCACAUAAUCAACGCUUUAUCUACAUUUCGUAUAACAUACGAGGACAAUCAGUUUGCAAUCGAAACGUCUCGUUUCAAACCUAUCUCAGCUGGUUGUGCACAUUGCGCUUGCGUUGUGGAUGGUGUUGCUUACUUUUGGGGUUCGAAUGGAGUGCCUUGCAAUUAUAGCGUUAACAAGUCUUCCGAUCCUCCAGAGCCACCACAUGCAGUUAAAAGUUUAGAUUUGCUGUCACAAUUGAAUUUGGAAGUUCAUACAGUGAAAUGUGGACGGCAGCAUACUUUAGUAUUAACGAACAAUGGGUUGUAUGCCUUUGGCAACAAUAAUCUUCUGCAAUUGGGCACUGGACGCGAUAUGCAAGUGUCAUUACAACCAAUGCUUGUGCGCGCUUUCGAUGGUAAAAAUAUAACAAUCAUAGAAGCGGGACAAUAUCACAAUGCUGCUGUUGCUGACGGAGUGUUAUAUACCUGGGGUUGGGGCAUAUAUGGGCAACUAGGUCAUGGGAACUGCGAGAGUGUGCCUGAACCGAAAGUAGUUUCAUUCUUCAAAUCAAAGAAAAUACUCCAAGUAUCCCUGGGCCAUGCGCACAGCUUGGUUCUCUGUCAGACAACAAACAACCCAAAUGCCACCGAUUUAUUUGUGUUUGGCUCUAACCAUUUUGGACAAUUGGGUGUUGGUACAGGUUUGUCAAAUGUCGAAGAAGGCAGCAACAUUUCCGCCGACGAUGGAAUGCAUUGCACUAGUCAAGUGAAGAGUUUGGUGCCACUGAAGCUAUUCGUGUGCGCCGAAAGAAUAAGACUGAUACAUACCAAAUUUUUUUCUAACUUAGCUGUCGAUGAAAACGGGCACAUGUACACGUGGGGCUCAUCGCCACAGGCGCUACGUUUGGCGAAUCAGAUAAAACGACGUGCGAAUGCUAAACAAAAAAUGGAAGAGCAUCAACGGCGUGAAAUGAGCAAACGUUUCGAAGCUACAUUAGCCAGUGACACCACAAGCACGCCUUGCGUUUCAUCAACGUCCAAAAGCGCUUAUGAGGAAGCACCCAAGUCGAUGGCCAAUGAAAUUGUUUCUAGCAUACUUACAGAUGUUAUUGACAAAACCGCAGCACCGACCGUUCUUGAAGCCACGACCGAAAUCGCUCCAGUAACAAGUAUGGUUGCUCCGAAUACAAGCAAAGACCUAGAGCUCGAUGAAGUUUUGGCAUCAAGUGUUAUUGCUGUGCAAGAAGAUGACGAACUGAAAGAGGAGGGCAUGAAAGAAAUCAUAGUUAAAGAAAUUGCUGCAGCCGGCACUGAGAUCACCAUACAGUUAGUAAACGAUGUUGUUGAGGAAUUGGUCGAAAAAGUUAAGCCGAUGGUUGCACAACCGCUAAAGCCUUUGAAGCCUAUUUCGCAGGAAGUUGACGGAGCUUCAGCAAAUGCGGCAGACAACCAACAGCAGAAGUCAGGGGCUGCGACGGUGAAUGCAUCAGCUGCUGACGUCGAUCCUUGCGAACAUAUGACACCACAUUUGGUGGACACAACCGAAGUGGCAGGGCAAAUAUUACAGAUCUCAAGCGGACUCUUCCACUUCGCCUUGAUCUCAUCCACUUGCACUUUGUACACUUGGGGCAAAAAUUUAGAACACCAGCUGGGCACAGGCGAUAAGGAGCGCCGUGCAGUCAGCAAGCCCUCGCCAGUGGACUGCGUCGAUCGUCCGAUGUACGUUGAUUGCGGCGCUGAUUUUACGCUCGUCAUGACCACGGAAUACAUGGUUAAGGCGUUCGGUGGCAAUUCAAACGGACAGUGCGGUCGCGAUCUGGGUCCCUCCAUCGAUAAAAUGAAACAGCGUGUUGUUUGUUUGCCCACCACCAAGCGGCUAAUGCGUUUCGAAAGUCAAUGUGUAGACAUGCCUGUCGAAAUAAAUUUGCCACGCCCACGCAUACGUUUGGAAUCAGAUCCUGUACGCUAUUUGAAAAGUAUACCUAAAUAUCAACCCCAGUUCAUGCAAGAGGCUGGCAUAAGUUUCGAUGAUGCGGCUAACUUUGAGCGUCCAUCGCCUUCGAAUCAGUAUAAGUCCACUACUCAGGCUGAUAGUAGUGAGAAUGUAGUUACCGGUCAAGACUCCGAUGAAAUGAUCUCAAGCCUAGAGAAUUUAAGUAACAAUGAACCGAACGAUGGGUGUUCAUUGAACUUUUCGUUGCUGCCUUCGUCAGGUGCGGCUGUUGUGGUGCCUGCGUCAGCAGUAACGGCAGAAGAUGGCCAGCAUAGUAUCGCUGUGGAUGAUAUAACCCCAGAUGAACAGAGUUAUGCGCGCCUACCCGUUACGGAUAACUCGGACACAAGCUGUGCUGUGGCCGGCCAACAGAGUGUGGAACAAUGUCCACUGGUAGCGGAAACAAAGGCAAACGACGAACGUACACCACAAGCCGGUGGUUCGCAAAGUACGCUCACUUCGAAUGCGCCCGUCGAAGGUGAAGAAGACACUUUGGAGGAGGACGAGAGUUUACAGCAGCUGCGUCAGUAUAUACACUAUUGCUUGUACGUGUUCCACGGGUUGUACAAUCCCGACAAAAUUAGUGAUUUCUCGAAAGAUCGCCUGGAGUAUCGCGUACGUACACUUAUGCUCAAUUUCAAAUUUGUGGAUGCGUUUGUAUUGUGCCUGCAAAAUUGCAACAGCGCAAAUAAAGCAUUGAAAGUUUUCGCAUACUUCUCCAAGGACACGGGACUCGUGCCGCUGCGACGACAAGAUGUGAAGUACUUAAUUUACUAUUUGAUGAGACACUUUAUGGCGCAAAAAUUCGAUAUGCUUGAAUGCGAACGUUUCUUUAUGGGUGAUCUUGAGUACUACUUGCUCGAAUUAUCGUAUGUGCUGUUCUUUAACAACAACAAUACCAUGCUGGAGAGAAAUUUAAAUGAGAAAUUCAAGAGCUAUUUUGCGGACGAGGAAGCGCACCUAAAUCAAAAUCAAAACGAUAAUGAGCAGUCGCAACAUAAAUUGGAGGAUACGGAUGUGAUAUUCGAUAGCCUAAGCGUUAAGUUCAAAACGAUCGUUUGCCAGAGGCUGAUGCAGCACUGCAACAAUUAGUUGCUGGUGCUAAGCACCAUUAGAUUAACUUGUUUUUAAUUUAUUAAUUCGUGAUAUGAGUUGUUUUUUAGUUCUUUCGGCGUUUUAUAUUGUAUUUAAAUUUACACCUAAUUUAUAUAUAUUUGUGUUAUAACGAGAAAAUGUAAUAUACAUAUACAUACAUACAUACAUAUUUAUAUUCAUUUAUACCUCAUACAUUAUAUGCGUUACUUAUGUGUU